AUGGUCAGUGACAGUUGGAACUCUCCUGUGCAUGGUUCUCCAGAUGUUAUUUUUACUUAUAAGAUGAAGAGGUUGAAGGUGGUGAUGAAAGAGUGGAAUCUUAGAGUUUUUGGCAACAUACGUUCUCGGCUGAAGCAAGACCAACUGCGUUUUGAGACUGCUGCUAGAAAUUCUAACGAGGACCUUAGUAAUAUUAUUAAACUCAAUGCUAUGAAGGAGGCUAUUAUUCGUAUUAGGAGAAGUAACAACACUAUUUCUGAAUUUGUGGAUGCUGAUGGAGAUACCAUUUCCGAGUAUGAUCAUUUGCGUAAUCAUGUGGCGCAGUAUUACGAAGAUAAAUUCAAUGGCCAGGAGUUGGAUUUUGAUGAAAAUUUGUUUGAUUUUGAGCAUCCUAAUGGUUUCUCGGGUUGUUUCUAUCGUCACUGCUGGGAUAUCAUUCAAGAUGAUUUGAUAAAGGCCAUUAUUUAUUGUUGGAAUUCUGGUCAUAUUCCUAAUGGUGUCAACUCUUCUUUGAUUAUUUUGCUGGCCAAGGUAAGAGGUGCUAAUACUCUUCGUAACUUUAGGCCUAUUGGUCUUAGUAAUUUUUUCUUCAAAAUUUUUACUAAGAUAUUAGCUACAAGAUUAAGCAGUGUUUUGGACAAGCUUGUUUCUGAAGAACAGAUAGCUUUUAUGAAGGGUCGUAAUAUCCAUGAAAAUAUCAGUUUGGCUUCGGAAAUGGUUAAUGAGCUUCACAUCAAGCGCAAAGAUGGCAAUAUUGGUCUUAAGCUUGAUAUCUCUCAGGCUUUUGACACGAUGAAUUGGUCUUUUGUCUUGGAAGUUUUUCGAAGGUAUGGCUUCUCUGAGAGGUGGUGUAGGUGGUUGCUGGAUAUUUUAAGUUCUGCUAGAAUCUCUAUUCUUUUGAAUAGCAAUCCGGAAGGUUACUUCAAAAUUAAUAGAGGCUUGCGUCAAGGUGAUCCCCUUUCUCCUUUGAUUUUUGUUUUGAUUGAAGUUGUUCUUAGCAGAAAUAUUACGAAACUCUUUCGUGAUAAGAAAAUGACUCCAAUGGUUAUAAGAAAUGGUAUUUGUCCCACUCAUAUCUUUUUUGCUGAUGACAUUAUGAUUUUUUGCAAAGGAAAUCUAAAAAGUGUGAAUAAUCUUAUUGACUUGUUGGGCAAUUAUCAAGAUGCUUUGGGUCAGACUGUGUGUAGACAAAAAAGUAAGAUUUAUUAUGGAGGGGGAUCUUUGAGUAGGAGAACUUACCUUGCUGAUUUCUUGGGUAUGAGUGUGGCCACUUUUCCGGAUCAUUACUUGGGAGUUAAAAUUAUGCCUGGCACAGUAAGAUAUCAUCACAUUUGUAAUAUGAUUAAGAAAAUUAAAGCUCAGCUUGCUGGUUGGAAAGGGAGACUUCUUUCUUUUCAUGACCGUAUUGUUCUUGUUAAGUCUGUUAUAGCCAGCUACUCUAUUCACAACAUGACAGUCUAUAAAUGGCCUAGAAAGUUCAUUUUGCAAUGUGAAAGGGAAAUUCGUAACUUUAUUUGGUCGGGUGAUUCUAAUAUUAGCCGUGUUGUGGUGGUGGCGUUUGACAAGACAUUCUCAAUGAUCAUACAUUGGAUAAAACAAUUAUGGUUGGUGAUUUUUGGAAUGGCGUCCAAUUGGGACUUCCUUGUUGUUCAUAUGAAACGAUUAGUAGCUGCUGGUGUGGACAUCGCUCAUCUGCCAAUCCCUAAUGGAGGUGAAGAUAGCAGAAUUUGGAUGUCAUAUUUCAAAGGGGAGUUCAACGUCAGCUCUUCCAAGGACUUGAUUCGUCAGAGAUACCCUACUUUGGAAGGAGCUUCUCUAAUCUGGAGGAAGGAAAUUCACCCAGUUUUGGCAGCUCAAAACUGGAAAGUCUUACGUCGUGCUUGUGCUACUUAUGACCUGCUUCAAGAAAGAUUCAAAAUUCAGUUGGCCAAUAAGUGUUGCCUUUGUGGGAAUGAUGAGGAAACUCUAGACCAUGUGCUUUUCGAAUGCAGUUUUGCUGCGCGAGCCUGGAAUUGGAUUGCUGGGAUUUUUGGCUUGUAA
This is a messenger RNA of Papaver somniferum (opium poppy), 2040 nucleotides long. RefSeq lists its product as uncharacterized. The record is from RefSeq and is a predicted model, not a curated record. Lineage: Eukaryota; Viridiplantae; Streptophyta; Magnoliopsida; Ranunculales; Papaveraceae. The transcript is spliced from 4 exons. The coding region runs from base 1 to 2040 and encodes 679 amino acids.